This is a messenger RNA of Abrus precatorius (Indian licorice), 2330 nucleotides long. RefSeq names its product transcription initiation factor TFIID subunit 5. Gene Ontology annotation, molecular function: protein binding; RNA polymerase II general transcription initiation factor activity. Bases 48 to 2054 code for a protein of 668 amino acids. Gene Ontology annotation, cellular component: transcription factor TFIID complex. Lineage: Eukaryota; Viridiplantae; Streptophyta; Magnoliopsida; Fabales; Fabaceae. The transcript has 19 exons. Gene Ontology annotation, biological process: transcription initiation at RNA polymerase II promoter. The record is from RefSeq and is a predicted model, not a curated record.
GAAGUGGAAACUGGAAAGGGGUUUGUGUGAGAGGCUGAGAUCGAAGAAUGGAGGAAGACGAAAUAGUUGGAUACGUUACUGCGUACCUUAAGAAAAAAGGGUUUACGCAAACGGAGAAGAUUUUCCAGGAAGAAUUUCAACACAACAAGUCCAAUUCCUCUGCUACUUCUCUUCUCGAACCCGACAUUGCCAAUCAUCUCCUUGCCUUCUCUCAAUUGGAGAGUGGUCCUGCCAGGUUUCAUGAUGGAUAUAGCAAACUACGAUCGUGGACUUAUUCUUCUCUGGAUUUGUAUAAGCACGAGUUGCUUCGUGUACUUUAUCCAGUGUUUAUACAUUGCUUUAUGGAUCUUGUGGCAAAGGGACAUAUUCAGGAAGCUCGGAACUUUUUCACUACCUUUCGUGAAGACCAUGAAAUGAUGCACUUGCGUGACCUUCAAAAGCUGGAAGGUGUUCUUUCUCCUACUCAUCUGGAGGAAAUGGAGUUCGCUCAUGCACUUAGGCAGAGCAAAUUCAACAUAAAGAUAUGCGAGUAUUCCUACGAACUUCUGUUGCAACAUCUACACAGUACACAAUCCACCACCAUACUUGGUAUUAUCAAUGAGCAUAUUAACUUUCAAGUUACUCCUGGACAACCUAGCUUGAUUUCUGAUGAUCCGGAAGCUGUUACCCUUACUGGAAGCAGCCAGGAAGCAGCUAACCGGAUAAAUCAAAAAGAAAUUCAUUGGGGGUUACUUGAAGACUCUCUAGAAGAAAGACUGGAGAAGGCUGGGGCUUUGCUUUCAGACUCUGAAAAGGGUGAAGGGGAAACAAAAGAGGGGGAGAAUGAUGAGAGUAAGAAAAGAUCCAUUGAAGGAGGAAAGCAAGGUGCUUCAGUCAAAAAAGUAAAAAAGGACAAAGGUGGAGGUGCAACCGGAAAGGGUGCCAAAUCUGAAGCUAACACUGUACCUGCUGCACCUCGAGUUAAGCCAGAACUCCCCUUGCCCAUAAUCCCAACUGAGGUAGAGCAGUCCAUCCUUGAGGAUUUAAGGAACCGUGUACAGCUUAGCAAUGUUGCAUUGCCAUCAGUUAGCUUUUACACAUUUAUCAAUGCGCAUAAUAGUUUAAGCUGUUCAUCAAUAUCCCAUGAUGGAUCAUUAGUUGCUGGAGGAUUUUCUGACUCAUCACUGAAGGUUUGGGAUAUGGCAAAGCUUGGACAACCCACCAGUUCUCUUUCACAGGGUGAGAAUGACACAUCACAAAAUGAACAAAUGUUCGGGCAAAGUGGCAGCAAAAGACAGUAUACAUUGUUUCAAGGUCAUUCAGGGCCUGUUUAUGCAGCAUCUUUUAGUCCUGUUGGGGAUUUUAUUCUUUCAUCCUCAGCAGACUCAACAAUUCGAUUAUGGAGCACAAAACUUAAUGCCAAUCUUGUUUGUUACAAGGGUCACAAUUAUCCUGUCUGGGAUGUUCAGUUUAGUCCUGUAGGGCAUUAUUUUGCCAGCUCCUCGCAUGACAGAACUGCUAGGAUUUGGUCCAUGGACAGGAUACAGCCUUUAAGAAUAAUGGCUGGGCAUUUGUCUGAUGUUGAUUGCGUGCAAUGGCAUGCCAACUGCAACUACAUCGCAACAGGUUCCAUUGACAAAACAGUUCGACUCUGGGAUGUGCAGAGUGGUGAGUGCGUCCGGGUUUUCGUUGGUCACAGGGGUAUGAUUUUAGCUUUGGCAAUGUCUCCUGAUGGUCGCUAUAUGGCAUCCGGUGACGAAGAUGGCACGAUCAUGAUGUGGGACCUCUCUAGUGGCCGCUGUCUCACACCUUUGAUUGGUCACACGUCAUGUGUCUGGUCACUUGCUUUCAGUUCUGAAGGUUCUGUUCUAGCAUCUGGAUCUGCUGAUUGCACUGUAAAAUUAUGGGAUAUAAAUACGAGCACCAAGGUUUCAAGGACUGAAGAAAAGAGUGGGAAUGCUAACAGACUCAGAUCACUGAAAACUCUGCCAACCAAAUCUACUCCAGUUUACUCUUUGCGGUUUUCUCGAAGGAAUCUUCUUUUUGCUGCUGGAGCUCUAGCAAAAACUUGCUGAUAUAUUUUGAGCAUGUCUACUACAUAAAUCAGCUCAAAGUGGUGGAAGCCGAAUUCGCGCCUAAAAAAUACAAUGCGCAUCGUUGCGUCACGCUCACCUUGUUUCUUCUCGUUUGUUUUCCUAUCCUACACACUUGAGCAUUAACCGGGGAGCCUUGAGAAUCCUAUUAUUUAUUCCCCGGGUAACAUUUGAUUGCUACUGUUUGUCACGUAACAUUUGAUUGCGAGAAAAAAGUGUAUAUUUAUGCAGAGAAGUCCUUGCUUUUCAGUAGCAUUU